GAGAUGUGAUGGCUGCAAAACAGUCUUCUACUGCAGUAGGGAACAUCAGGUUGUUUCCUGGCGUUCACAGCACAAGGAGCAGUGCCACAGAAUGGCUCAGCAGAUGCAAAAAAAGCUGGAACUGAGGGAUCUUCCAUUUGAGUUUACAAAGGAGGUCACCGAAGAUGUGGACUCUUUCAGAAGCAACAUGUGUAUGUUUCUAGAAAAGAAAGGUUUGCACAAGUGCGGCUUGUGGCAGGCAGAAUGUGCUUGUGCAUCUGCUGCAGAACGCGUUGGUGAAGUGUCAGGUUGGCACUUGCCUGCCAGCUUGGCUCCUAGCAGAGACCCUCCGUCUGUGCCAAAUGAUUGGUUGAGGAAUUGGAAGGAGUAUUACAGUUGGAGGGAGCUUCCUCUCGACUCCCCUGCUGCCAUUCUGCUUCACUUCCCUCUCACUAUCUACCAUUGCCUGCACCUGGCUGUUUCAUCCCAUGAUGAUGUGGUGGCAGCGCCAAGGAGGAGCCCACCAGGUCAGUUUGCUGGGCAGCAACUUGUCGUGCACCUGUUGGGAGCUGAUAAGGAGGUGCGUCAACAGCAAGUCUUUUCGGAGCUUGGCUUUCUGCUCGCUGACGUGGAAGUGCUGCUUUUCAUGAUAGGCCCUGCCGUGCCGAGAGAUUACGAUGGGUCUGAAGUGAGUUUAUCGGCUUUAUCUCCAAUUUCAGGUGCUGACGAGGCUGCUGACGAAGUGGGUUCCAGCUCACAGCAACUGGGGAAAGGUCAUCAUCGUGCGCGGAAUGUGAAGGUCGUCCUACGGCGUGGCCUCUACCAUAAACUGCAUUCUCAGUUACCUGAAGCAGCUCUUAUCGUAGCAAUGAAUGCCGGGCUACCAGCGUUUCCUUCCUGGAAACCGACCCUAGAGCUUGUUAGUCGGACCAAAUCUGCCCCUGUGUUUUUCACCGAUUACUGCGAGGAGGCACUGCAUAUGUCAUUGCAACUCUUUGCUGCAGCUGACAUAUCAUCCUUGUCUAAGCAGGCAAGA
This is a messenger RNA of Chara braunii, 1015 nucleotides long. Lineage: Eukaryota; Viridiplantae; Streptophyta; Charophyceae; Charales; Characeae. The record is from the annotation of a GenBank genome assembly.